AGAGCCGGUUUAUCCUAAUAGCACAUGUAGCACGUGCUACGGGCCCCGCGCUUCAGGGGACCCCGCGGUGAUGUGUACAUUUAUUUUCCCUAGGUAAUUUUUCCCCUCUCUCCGAGGGGGUUGUAAAAUAUAUAUCCUGGGAAGGGGUCCCGUUUUUUAUUUGUGCUGCAGGCCCCUCGGAUCCUUAAACCGGCUCUACAGAAUGAGUAGAUACAGACUUUGUAACAGCAAACAAAUCCAGAUUGUAGUUAAUUAGUCUACAGUCUUCUUUUGCACUAUUGGAUCAAACAGAUGUGCAGUGAUUGACAAGAAAAACAAACUGCCUACAAAACCUGAAGACAAGUCUCCAUCUUUUUAUACCUUUAACACAUUAGCAUAAUUUUGUGGCGAAAAGAUCCGAGAAGUCCCGACUUUGUUUCUAAUGUUUGAUGACGUCUUCCGAAUGGUGACGUAAAGUCAUUGUACUGUUACAUCACCAGGGUAACAUAUUGCAAUUGUUGAACAUGACCGCAGCCAUGUACAGCGUUUUACUGUUAGCUACAGUGUUAGUUCUACAACCUAUAGCCGGGCUUUGUGAAGAGAAGCCCGUGGAUUCUGUGUUGGAGCCCCCAGAACUCCCGGAGCAGUGGCGAGAGUUUGAUAACGAGCACGCAGAUCUCGACUAUGGUUCCACAGAUAUGAAGCCUGAUUCCAAGAAGAAAAAGUAUCCCGUAAAACCACCCGCUAUGUCUCAAGAAGUCAACAAAGAUGGUAUGUGUAAUUUCCAUUUGCGCCGAUGUUUGUCUAUGGUUGUCAAUAACAAUGAUAUUUCCAGGCCGGAAUUUAGGAUUAAGGUUAGGGUUGGGGUUAGCUUUUUUAUAAUAUGUGGUGAUACAUUUUCAAAUUUGUUAACUUAUGUAUAUCGUUAUAUUUACAAAAUAUACGGUUUUGUCUGAACAAACAAAGAAAAGAAUUUG
This is a messenger RNA of Gigantopelta aegis, 956 nucleotides long. RefSeq lists its product as uncharacterized. The coding region runs from base 504 to 935 and encodes 143 amino acids. Lineage: Eukaryota; Metazoa; Mollusca; Gastropoda; Neomphalida; Peltospiridae. The record is from RefSeq and is a predicted model, not a curated record. The transcript is spliced from 3 exons.